Messenger RNA from Scleropages formosus (Asian bonytongue), 2800 nucleotides. RefSeq names its product programmed cell death 1 ligand 1-like. NCBI's taxonomy places the organism in Eukaryota, Metazoa, Chordata, Actinopteri, Osteoglossiformes, Osteoglossidae. The coding region runs from base 235 to 1746 and encodes 503 amino acids. The transcript is spliced from 9 exons. Gene Ontology annotation, biological process: cellular response to lipopolysaccharide; negative regulation of T cell proliferation; T cell costimulation. Gene Ontology annotation, cellular component: external side of plasma membrane. The record is from RefSeq and is a predicted model, not a curated record.
AGAGGGACGAGUUUUUGUUUGUGCGUGAGCGUGUGUGUUUGCGCGCGCGCGCUCCCACGGGAUUCACACACUUCAGCGCUACAGUGGAGUGGAGGUGGGAAACUGACAUUGUCCUUCGCUCAUCGCCGGAAAGUAAGAGACAGCGACAUGAUGUGUUGACAUUAACUGGUGGUGUAGCGGACGCUGACGACAAAAGCGCUUUGAGCAGCGGACGGAGAGACAGGUGAAAUUGACAUGGCCCAUCAUCUAUUGCUGUUACAAGUGGGGUUCUUCUUGCCGAGUGUUCAAGCUCUCUUUACAGUGGAAGUGGCCAGCCCAUCCUAUACGGCAGAAUUCAGUGGCGAUGUGGCGAUGGAGUGCAAGUUUGGGCCAAUGGACAGCAAAUCCAGCCUGUCUGUGCGCUGGCAACGCAUCCUGCCUAAGCCGCUGCUGAGGGUAUACAACCUAGAGAAUGGGCAGGAGGACCUCAGCUUCCAGGACUCGCAGUACCGUGGCAGAGUGCAGCUCAUGAAGGACAAACUGAGCAGCGGCCGUGCCAUUCUUAACAUUUCCAAUGUCAAGAUCAAUGAUUCCGGCACAUACGAGUGCCUUGUGGAAAUGGUUGGAGCCGACUUCAAGCGUACCACCCUCACUGUAAAGGCCUCAUACAAAUCAGUAAAGAAGACUGUUAGAAGGACUGGGAACGAUGAGGUGGAACUGUCCUGUGGAUCGGAGGGCUAUCCGCUGGCUGCAUUUGUCUGGAGUGAUCAGAGUGGCAGACGCUUUGACGAGCUCAACGCCUCCAGUACCGUAACUUCGGAUAAGCUCUUCCACAUCACGAGCAGUGUGAUUGUGGACACCUCCACCAACAACUACACGUGCACCAUCCUGGAGGAGAACCACUGGGGCCCAUCGGCCGCUUUUAGCAUUCCAGCGGAAAUACCUGGGACAAAGUCAGGAAAACCCCCUGUUAGAGUGGCGUGGCUGACGCUCAUUGUGGUUGCAGCCAUGGUUGUGGCCUUCCUGUUCUAUCACAGGAGGAAAGGGCUCAAGAGGAACCGUGCACCAAGAAUGAAACACUGUCUACUGAAUGACAGCCAUGCUGCUGCAUGUCUCCCUCAAGGAAGGAACGAUGAUGUCCAGGUUGGCAUUGAAGAUGAAGUAGAGGUGGAAGGCCUGAGGAAGGUCCUGAUGAGCAGAUAUGAGGUACUUUCCACAAAUACAGAGGUGUCGAAUCUCAGGGCCUUUUGUGAGAAUGAAUUACCGCGACGACUACGGAACAGGGAGGGCUUGACUGUGGGGGCCGCUGACCUCCUGCCAGGUGUCAGAGAGACUGUCCUGCUGGAAGAAGAAAAUGGAAACGAUAAAACGGCUGUGGCUCGCAGCCUGGCCUCUGCUUGGGCUGGUAACUCUCAGUGGGAUCCUUUUGGGGUUAGACAGCUCCCCUUGCUGGUGCUGGUGGCCUGUGAGGGAGCUGUGGACGACCUCUUCCGGGAGGCAGCACUGCAGGUUGACCAGAAGAGCCAGUUCACAGCUGGGGACCUGCAGAAACUCCUGACCGAAACCAUCGAUAGCCUGUUGGUGCUGGACGGGUACAGGGAGGGAUCCCGGGAACUGGAUGAGUCCCUCACAACGUUCCUGAGUAGCAGGAAAAUGUGUCGUGUUCUGAUUACAGCACGGUCAGGUCAGUGUGACAGCCUGAGGGGCAGCUGUAGGACAAUGCUGAAGCUUUGCAGUGCAAGUACUGGGAAUGAGGGACUGUCCUGAGGUCACAACCAGCCCAAGCAAUGAUGGAAUGCCUUACCUUCUGUACAUGCAGUCUUUGUGCAUGUCUCCAGUCAGUUGUCCAUACUGACAGUACUGAACGUGCCCACUCAUUUCAGGUGCAAGGAAGAGCUGAAUGUAGUAAUUUCUUUCCGUUUGGUGAUGGUGCUUGGUACAAGUUUACUUACGAAGAAAAGGAGUUUAGCAGUGUUGCAUAUAUUUCAUCUAUUCAUUUUUAGUCCAGACAAAAUCUGCUGAAUGCAAUGCAACUAAACUGAAAUACAUGAAUAACAAAUGUUCAUAUUAAUCUCCAUGUAGCUCAGAAUGUCAAAUACAGGUAUGCAAUAACUUACAAAAAUGUUAAAAUGCCAGGUGAGUGCAUAGAUGUGUGUCAUGUGUAAUGCGUAGUGGACUAGCUAGGCAGGCAAGGUUAAGGUUGCCCUAGAUAAAGCGGAGAGCUCUGGCUGCUCUGGCAAGGAAACCCAGGCAGAAAAGAUGAGCAGGUCCUGGACGUGGAGCUUGGUUGGGAGUGUUGUGAGAGAGGGAUGGGUUCUCUGGGUCAAACUGAAGAAGACAGCCCAUGUCCCGUAAAUGGGCCGAAGAAGGGAAUGGUGGGAUAGCAGUUACAGAAGACAAACUAGAGAGAUGGAGUGGAGUCACCUCUGGGUUACAGAUGAUGCCUCGUGGAGAAGAUUGUCUGCCUGUGUUGUGGACUGAUGAGGCUGAGCAGUAACAUGGUGUCUGUGCUCAAAGAAGAGGAGGCAAAUUGUUUAAAAUUAAUCAAAUAUUAAUUCUUUAACCCAUUUAGAAAUGUUUUGCUGCACAUCUGGAAAAAACUUCAUUAGUGCAUAAUGACAUGGGCAACACCUUUCACAUGUUACUGACAAGGACUUUGCCAUGAGAGUAUGAUAAGAAAGGAAUAAUAAUUAUUAAAUCACAAUGGUGUUUAGGCACCAAAACUUCUAAAACUUGAAAUCAUUGUGCCCGUAAAUACUAGACCAAGCUUAUGGUAGGCAUGUAAACACAGGUAUUGAAAUAAUGUCAAAACUGUAGAUAU